AUGGAGGGAGCCUUGCUUUGCUUAGCCCUUGCACUUUGCAGGCACAAACUAGCCCUGGCUGGCUAUGAGUUCUGCAUCCUGACCUUAGAGGAGAAGAUUGACAAGGAAAAGGACUUGCCUGAGGAUGUCUUACCAGCUGAAGAAAAAGCCAACACCCGUCUCUUGCUGGGGAUGAGCUUAGAUGGCUAUGCUCGGUAUCUCUUAAGCAUUAACCAGCUCUCAGUAGCCCAAAAAAUGUAUGAGAAGGCUCUGCAGAUCUCAAGUGAUGUUCAGGGAGAGACACAUCCACAGGUGAAGUGUAGA
Molecule: messenger RNA, 303 nt
Organism: Tinamus guttatus (white-throated tinamou)
Lineage: Eukaryota; Metazoa; Chordata; Aves; Tinamiformes; Tinamidae
Source: RefSeq, a predicted model, not a curated record